Messenger RNA from Lindgomyces ingoldianus, 1038 nucleotides. Its product is annotated as retinol dehydrogenase 12. The record is from RefSeq and is a predicted model, not a curated record. Lineage: Eukaryota; Fungi; Ascomycota; Dothideomycetes; Pleosporales; Lindgomycetaceae. The coding region runs from base 1 to 1038 and encodes 345 amino acids. The transcript has a single exon.
AUGCAAGCUGUCCGAACCGCCAUCGCCGAGAACCUCGGAAAAAUAGUCCCAGGUCAUGAACUCGCGCCCAAGGACUCCCAAUUCUCUCUCAGAUCUGUGCCUGAUCUCUCCGGCAAAGUCGCCGUUGUAACCGGAGGAUCUGAGGGCAUGGGUUAUGGCUGCACACACACCCUUCUCGCUCACAACAUUUCUAAACUUUUCAUAAUCUCUCAAUCGUCCGAUAUCGCCUCCGAUGCUAUUUCCGCAAUCAAGAGCGACAUGGGCGAUACUGCCGCAAACAAAGUCGAGUGGAUGCAGUGCGAUUUAUCUGAUUGGGAACAGGCCGGCAAGACUGCUUUCAAGAUUGCUGAAAAGACUGAUCGGUUCGACAUUUUGAUCAACAACGCAGCGAGAGGAAUUAUGACUGCACAGUUGGCGAAGAAUGGGGUGGAUCUCCAUAUGGCAAUCAACCAUAUAGGCCAUGUGGUCCUCACGAGCCAUUUGUUGCCUUUAUUGAAGGAGACGGCAAAGAAGGGGGAUCGAGUCCGGAUUGUGAAUUUGGCAAGUAAUGUGCAUCAGUCAGCGCCGAAGGGGACCAAGUUUGAGAGCGUUGAGGAAUUGAACAUGGAUUCUGGACCUAUGGGACAAUACGCCCGGUCGAAGCUGGCAAGUAUCUUGUACUCGAAAUAUCUGGCCCGUCACCUCACUUCCCAACAUCCCAAUAUCCUGGCAAACGCAACGCAUCCAGGCUUCGUAGAGACGCGGCAAUCGACCGAGCAUAUCCACGAACCGUAUCCGCUCGGAGGGUACGCGAUGAGCGUUGGACUUGCACCGUUCAAGAAAACGCAAUUUGAAGGCGCGGUGAGCACCAUGUUUGCGGCGACUGUGGUAGACAAGAGCGGCUUGUAUAUCUGCCCGCCGGCGAUUGUGGAGAAGGGGAGUGAUUUGGCCAAUGACGAUGCGUUAGGAGAGAGGUUGAUGGAUCUUACGUGGAAUAUUGUGAAGGAAAAGACGAAGUCAACCAGUGCAGACAAGGGCUGUCCAUUUAAGGAAUACUGA